Messenger RNA from Geodia barretti, 1636 nucleotides. Lineage: Eukaryota; Metazoa; Porifera; Demospongiae; Tetractinellida; Geodiidae. The record is from the annotation of a GenBank genome assembly.
GAGCCGUCUAUUUAGCGCGCACCGUCUAGUGUUGGCUGUGGAGCAGCUUUCUCCCAGCCCUGCAGUUCUGAAUCAUUUGUCGUUUUAUGAGAGCUGGAGGUCUCGGGUAGAAUGGCGCUGCGUGAUUUAGCGGGUGUCCUAACCGGCCUGAGGAAAGUGGCUGCUGCCGUGUGUGCAGAGGCGACCUCUGAACUCCAGAACUCUCUCUCGAGGACUCCAGCCCCCUCUUCUCUCUAUAAGACCGCCAGUCAGGGCUGGAUAGAGUACGGGGAACUAAAGUGGGCCGGUAAAUGGAGCAAUGGUGGUGGAUUCGACAAGGAGUUCUUCCCGGAAUGGGGAGAGCAAGAGGACCAGCAGCUCUUUCCAAUGAAUGAGCCUUCAACUGGGUCCAUCUCGUCCGGUUCACUCCAUCAUGACACAGAUGGUGUAACCACAACACCUCUGCCACAGCAACUCGGGGCAAAUAAGGACUCCCCUAUACCCCCUCCACCUCCUGCCUCGCUGGACCAAAAUCCAGUGGGGACUACAAGUCGAGAGUCCCACACACAAAGACGCGCUCAUCUGCCACGUCAGCCUGCGUCGAGAGGAGGCUCCAGUCGGCGGUGGUUCCAUUCCAGUACUAGGUAUGGGAACGAGACAGUGGCGGGCGGGGGCUCCAGGUCAAGGUCAGAGGGGGGCACUCUGGACUCUGCUGCAAAAGAGAAACAUCCCAAACCCAAACAAAAGCUGAGCUCCAGGGCCAGGGAGAGGGCAGUACCAGCCACCAGAGUCAGCCGUUUGUUUAGCUUUGGAGGUCUGGUGGCAGGACUUGGGGUGGGAGCUGCUGCAGAGGUCGCGAAGAGGUCACUGGGCAUGGCUAACACUCCCUCCCUGGUGGCCGAUAACCCUCUCCUCACUGAGGCCAAUGUGGAGCGGAUCGUUAACACCCUGUGUACCGUCCGUGGAGCUGCCCUCAAGAUUGGUCAGAUGAUCAGCCUCCAAGACAGUAACCUUGUCCCGGAGCCAAUUCAGGACAUGUUUGACAGAGUCAGGAACAGUGCCGACUUCAUGCCUCUCUGGCAAAUGGAGAAAGUGCUGAGAGGAGGAGCUCUGGGGGAGAAAUGGAGGGAUCAACUGGCGGACUUUGACCCCCAGCCGCUGGCAGCUGCCUCCAUAGGCCAGGUCCAUUCUGUUGUCCUCCACUCUGGCCAGUGUGCCGCCAUGAAGAUACAGUAUCCAGGUGUGGCUCAGAGUAUUGACAGUGACAUAGACAACCCUCAUGGGCAUCUUGAAACUCUGGAACAUACUACCUGAAGGUCUGUUUUGGAUGAGUGGUGACAGUGGCAAGGAAGGAGCUGGCCUGGAGACUGACUACAUCAGAGAGGCAAAAUGUCAGAACAUGUUCAGAGAGCUGUUGGCCAAUGACCCUGGGUACCUGGUACCCGAGUGUUCCCUGACUAUCCACGAAGCGUGUCCUCACCACGGACUGAUCCAGGGCCUACCUCUUAGACCAGUGUGUCUCCCUUCCGCAGGAGAUCCGCAAUGAUAUAGCAGCAGGUGCUGGCAUCUAGUAAUGAGGGAACUCUGAUGUUCAGUGCAUGCCAACCGACCCAACUGGAGGCAGCAACUUCUUCUACAACAGCCAACGACGACAACA